AUGGACAGCUGGUGCGAAGCAACUCGAGCGCAGCAGCAGCAGCAAGUGGAAGCUUUUGUGCGGAAGGCCUGCAGCAAACUGUGUUCUCACCCGCGCUGCGCGGAGCUGCAGCAGCAGCAGCAGCAGCGCGUCAGCCACCAGCAGCGCCUGCUGCAGCGCCUGCUGCAGAAGCACAAGCAGCAGCAGCAGCAGCGGCAGCUGCAGCACUCCAAACGCGCGCAUGCACUUUCUCUCAACGGCAGGGCCCCCAAGCGCCCAGCCCCGAAGAUGCAGCAGCAGCAGAAGCAGCAGCGCAAGCGCAUUCGAGCUGCGCCCAGACAGCAGCAGCAGCAACAGCAGCAGCAACAGCAGCAAGUGUGCAUGCAUGCGACUCGUGAGGCCCUCAAAAUCUCCAUUGGGCAGUACCUCACAGAAAAAAACGAGGCCGCGCUCAGCAAAAUGGAGGCCCAAGACAAGGCUGCGGGUAGGGACUACGAAGCGCUGCGGGGCGCGCGGCAGCGGCUGCUGGAGUGGCACAUUUCCAACACGGAGUAUUCAACUGGGGCCGACGCAGACGACAUUUGCCUCGCCACCUGGGACCAG
Molecule: messenger RNA, 582 nt
Organism: Eimeria tenella
Lineage: Eukaryota; Apicomplexa; Conoidasida; Eucoccidiorida; Eimeriidae
Product: flavin-containing amine oxidase domain-containing protein, putative
Exons: 2
Source: RefSeq, a predicted model, not a curated record